AUGUUGAAUAUUAAUUUCUCAUCAUUGUCACAGUCCGAUAAAAAUUAUAUUCUCGAGCAAAUUAAAUGGAAUGAUUGUUCGUGUUUGGAGAAAGUAAACGAAACUUUAAAGAAGGACCGAGAAUUCGUUUUGGAAACUAUUAAAAAACAUGGAUCAGCACUCGAAUAUGCCGAUGAAUCCCUCAAGCAAGAUAGAGAAUUUAUAUUGACAGCUGUCAAAACGAAUGGAAAUUCAUUUCGUUACAUUGAUGAAAAAUUUAAAAAAGAUCGAGAAAUUGUUUUGGAGGGAUUUAAAGAAAAUUUAUCUGCACUUGAAUAUGCUGAUAAAUCAUUGAAAAAAGAUCGAGAUUUCAUGUUGACAGCUGUCAAACAAAAUGGACUAGCUCUUCAACAUGCGGAUAAAUUAUUAAAAAAGGAUCGGAAAAUAGUAUUGGAAGCUGUUAAGGAAAAGGCAUAUGCUUUUAAAUAUGCCAAUAAAUCAUUUACAAAGGAUAGAGAAUUUAUGUUGGAGGCAAUUGAAUCAAAUCCGUAUGCAUUUGGAAAUGCCAAUGUUUCGUUUAAAAAGGAUCGACAAUUCAUGUUGGAUGCUGUGAAGAGAAAUGGACUAGCUCUUCACUAUUAUCAAGAUGAUUUAUUUAGGAAAGAUAGAGAAAUUGUAUUGGAGGCAGUUAAAACAAAUGGGAAAAUACUCAAACAUCUCAGCGAAUCAUUUAGGAAGGAUCGAGAAGUGGUGUUUCAAGCUUUUCAGAAUUGGAAAAAAGCACUGAAAUAUGCGAGUGCAUCACUCAGGAAUGACAAACUCUUUCUCUAUUGGAUUUCCAAGCAUGAUUUGAAUACAGCUCGAGAAUAUUCACCACACCUCGUUCAAAUCAUUGAGAAUCACAGCAAAUUGCAGACUAAACUGUCAACGAAUAUUAUUGACAUUUACUCGAAAAGUUUCAGUGAUGAAAAUGAAUUGUAUUACUGUUUGGAGUUGCCUAAGAAUAAUCCAAAAUCAAAGAGUACACUUUUCAAUCUCAAUCCAACCUAUUCUACUGUAUUCAUUGAAAAAUUAGUGAUAUUUCAAAUAUGGAAACGAUUGACUGAAUCAACAAUUGAUAUUUUCUAUUUGGAAUCUCCAAAUUACUAUUUAUUUUGUUUCAGAUUGGAGAAAUUUUUAGAGGAAAAUAGUACUCAACCAAUUGGUUUGAAGGAUUUGAAGAGAGUUGUGGAAACUAUUUCAUCCAAAUUCGAAACAUCACAUUAUAACAAGAAGGAAACCAGUCAGAUACUUUACUUUUUUACAAAAUGGACAGAAAGCGAGAAGACAUUCAACAAUUACAAACAAAUAUUAUCAAAAUAUAAUGAGCUACAUGGAGACUUGUCUAAAAUAUUCAGAGCUAUGAAUCAGUAUUACAAUUAUUUCAGUAAUGAUUAUGAUUUUAUUUCGAUAUUGGGACAUGGAGGUGAAGGAGUGGUAUUAAAGGUAUUCCAUAAAUCGAGUAGGUCACUUAGAGCUGUUAAAUUCAAAUAUAACACCGAGGAAAGCGAAGAAUCUGGGAAUGAAUUACUGAAAUUAUUGAGACGAAAAGAUUUGACUGGAAAGAUCAAUUACUUUGAUUGUGGAAUGAUACAUAAUCACCUCUAUUCUGUCAUGGAAUUGGGCGAGGAAUCUCUGGCAGAUUACAUAUCGAGGAAUUUUGAAAUUUACAUGAAUCGAACUGCAAAAUCUAAAGACAAACUGAUAGAAAUUCUUCAAAUAUUUAUCAAAGUAUUGGAAUCAGUCAAGUCCAUACAUGAUCACAACAUUUUACACAGAGAUUUGGAUCCACAAAAUAUUGUCAAAAUUCAAGAUGAGUACAAGAUUAUUGAUUUUGAAACUUCAAAGGUUAUCAAGACAGGAAACUCAAUCACCAUUGCUCGUGGAAAAUAUUCAUACAUGUCACCUGAAGUGUCACAUGACAGUUACACAGAUGACAUGUUAAAAAAUGGUGAUGAAAUGAAACUAGCUCAUAAUAUUGGAAACAUUACAAUUUCAUGCGAUUUAUUCUCAUUGGGAUGUAUUCUCUUAAAAUUACUAACCAAUGUUCCAUUACAAUUGGAUGAGCAAUUUAUUCAUGAUUCGGAUAUUUCAAAAUAUAAUGAUAAUUUUACCUAUUUUAAUGUGUAUGGAAAGUACUUCUUCACUGUCGUGACGACAUCUGAAGGAGAAAUGAAACUACACUAUGCCAUUGAAAAAUUAAUCAAUAGCUCAAUUAUGGAGGAGUAUGGAGUGAAUCAUUUAUUGAUUCGAUGUAUCAUUACAAUGAUUCAAAGAGAUUCUUCCAAGAGAUUAUCUUGUCGUGUGCAUAAAACUACACUGGAGAGUGUGGUCAAGUUUUUGAAAGGAGAAAGCAAAGAAUUGAAGGAGAUUACUGAUUAUAAGGAAAUUAUAUCACUGAAAAGCUAUUCUCAAUUGAUUGAGGAAAAUAAGAAACUAAACGAAAAUCAGAAAGCAUUGGAGGAGAAGAUUAAAAUCUUGGAAGAGGAAAUAAGGAAAUGGAAACUAAAUAGUCAAUAA
Molecule: messenger RNA, 2538 nt
Organism: Naegleria gruberi
Lineage: Eukaryota; Heterolobosea; Eutetramitea; Acrasida; Naegleriidae
Exons: 1
Coding region: 1-2538 (845 amino acids)
Biological process (GO): protein phosphorylation
Molecular function (GO): protein kinase activity; ATP binding
Source: RefSeq, a predicted model, not a curated record